GGACGCGGCCGGCGGCGGCGUGGUGACAGCGGGAUGGGGCUGCGGGCUGGCGGGGCGCUGGGCGGGGCAGGAGCCGGCGCGGGCCGGGGGGCGCCCGAGGGGUCGGGGGCGAGCGGCGGCGCGCAGGGAGGCAGCAUCCACUCGGGCUGUAUCGCCGCUGUACACAACGUGCCGCUGAGCGUGCUCAUCCGACCGCUGCCGUCCGUGCUGGACCCGGCCAAGGUCCAGAGCCUGGUGGACACUAUCCGGGAGGACCCAGACAGCGUGCCGCCCAUCGACGUCCUCUGGAUCAAAGGGGCCCAGGGUGGCAACUACUACUACUCCUUCGGGGGCUGCCACCGCUAUGCGGCCUACCAGCAACUGCAGCGAGAGACCAUCCCCGCCAAGCUGGUGCAGUCCACCCUCUCAGACCUCCGAGUGUACCUGGGCGCGUCCACACCGGAUUUGCAGUAGCAGCUUCCCUGGCACCUGCCACUGCCACAUCCAGGAAGACACCUGGUCCCCAGCGGGUGGGCCACACAGAAGGGCCAGCAAGGGCGCCCUCUUUGCACGUGAGAGUCGGCACCAUCUUUACUGGCCGCCAGGCCUGGGACUCACCUAAGUAGUAUGGGAACCCCUGUUCCCACCUCGGCCCUCGGCCCUGAACGAGGUGGUGGAUCUGGAGAUUCCCAAGGACAAGGACCUUCUGUAGUGUCUUAUUCCAUCCUAUUAAGUGGACUGCCCAGCUGCAGAUAAAGACAGGCCUAGGUGACAAGGACUUGAGCAAAUUCUGGAGGCAAAUAGCCAAAAUGCUAUUGCUUCGGUAACUCAACAAAGAUAGGGUUUAGAACUCUAAAAUCCUUUUGCCCUCAUUGAUGUUACUUUAUGGUCAUAAGAUGGCUGCAGUGUCUCCAGGAAUCAUGUAUGUGUUCAAGAAAGAAAGGAGGAAGGGAAGAGGAAGGGCCAAGCCCACUGGACCUGGCAACUUCCAUCAGAAAGUAUAAUCUGUCCUCGGUCCCCUGUAUAUUUCCAUUUAGGUCUCCUUGGCCUGAGCCAAAUACUAUUGUCCUAGCUUUGAAGAAAGCUAACACAACAGGGAACAGCAUUGCCAUGGCUGAGCACACCAGUCAUGUUCCAUCUCCUGGGACUGGCACUCUGCCUCUUGAAAUAAACUUUUCUUACAGGAAAAAAGAGGAACUGUGUAUCAGCUUUGCUGUGUAACAAACCACCCCUGAACAUAGCCCCUAGAGGUUACUGUCCUACCCACAAUUUCUGGGUUGGAAAUUUGGGCUGGGCUGUACUUCUGCUGGCCUUGCCUAAGGUCAGCAUGAGGCCGCAGACAUUUGUCACCUUGGCUAAGGCUAGAUGGAUUAGGAUAGCUUCAUGUGCUUGUCUGGCUGGUGACAGGCUGUUGGCUGGGUGGCAUGGUUCUCUUCCAGGUGGUGCCUCUACUAAGCUAGUUUAGGCUUAUUUACAUGGUGGCCUUGAGGUUCCCAUAGUAGAAGUAAUAAGAACUGUAGCCUAAGGACCAGGACAUUGUCACUUCUGAAUUCUUUUGGUCAGGGGAAGUUGUAAGAUUUGCCCAGAUUCAAGGGAUUAAACAUAUUACACCUCUAGACAGGAGGAGCUACAGAGAACUUGGGGCAGUUGACACCCAGACUUACUGGUUGUCCUUCAUGAGUUCUUCUGUGUGGGUAAAUCACAGUGUCGCACACCCCCUGCCCCACCCAGUCUAAGACACUGAGAUCGAGGGGUGGAUGCAGUAGGGGCACUGUUGUCCACCCUAGUGUGGCGGGGGGACACUCCAGAACAGCUUCUGGAAACUAGAGUCUUGAGGAAGUGGGGCAGAGGGAGGUAGGCCUUAGCGUCACUGCCCCUGGGAACUCAGUCACUCAGCAUUUUCAAGCCUCAGUUUGCCCAGCUUAAAAGCAAGGACAAUGGCUUUUCCACCCACUGGGAACAGGAUUGAAAAGUGAUAGAAUGCAGUGUUUUAAAUGCAAAGCAAUACCUUGCAUUGGAUCUUGGAGGAAAAAACACACUAAGACAACUGGUCUGGAUUUUAGUUAAUGAUUGAAUACCAGUAUUGGUCUGUGGGUUUUGAUCCGUGGUUUAUGGUAAUGUAAGGAGGUGACUUGCUGUUGGGGGGGGAGCCAGGUGGAAAGUGGAUGGGGGACCUCUUUGUACUAUCUGCAAAUUUUCUGUGAAUCUAAAGUCAUUCCAAAAUAAAGGCUUAUUUAAUUUUUUUUAAA
Molecule: messenger RNA, 2228 nt
Organism: Cavia porcellus (domestic guinea pig)
Lineage: Eukaryota; Metazoa; Chordata; Mammalia; Rodentia; Caviidae
Gene: Srxn1
Product: sulfiredoxin 1
Exons: 2
Coding region: 34-453 (139 amino acids)
Biological process (GO): cellular response to oxidative stress
Cellular component (GO): cytoplasm
Molecular function (GO): sulfiredoxin activity
Source: RefSeq, a predicted model, not a curated record